AUGGGGAUCCAGGAACUUAUCGGCAGGGAGAACUUAAUUGGUAAAUACAGUGUUGCUUCACCUGCACUCAUACUGGGCAUCCAUAUUCCUUCUUCCAAAAAGGGUCAUGAAAGACAUUGUUGGUUGAUCAUGAGACAGAGACUACUUACAAUGGACAGAUUACAUAUGAUGGGAGUGAGCCAGGAGAGAACAUGUCUGCUAUGUGGAAUGCAGGAUGAAACAGUACAUCAUCUGUACUUCGAGUGCCAUUUCUCCAGAAGAUGCAUUGACGAACUAUGCAGCUGGUGGGGAAUAAAGCUGAAACAACCAGAUAUGCAGAGCAAUUGGAGAAAAAUAGGAAGAUGUAUAAAAGGGAGAAUAUGCCGAGGAUUUGUGACCUCAAUCAUCGCAACAAUAAUGUAUGGAAUAUGGCGAGCAAGGAAUGAAGCUCUAUGGAAUCAAAAAGUGCCAAUGCCAACAAAGAUGUGGAAGAGCAUAAAAGAGGAUAACAAAUACAGGCUGCAACUCAUAGAAGCUAACAGAAAGAAUAGGAAAAUAGAGUGGAUCAAUCAUUUGUACAGAUAG
Nicotiana attenuata is the source of this 564-nucleotide messenger RNA. RefSeq lists its product as uncharacterized. Lineage: Eukaryota; Viridiplantae; Streptophyta; Magnoliopsida; Solanales; Solanaceae. Bases 1 to 564 code for a protein of 187 amino acids. The record is from RefSeq and is a predicted model, not a curated record. The transcript is spliced from 2 exons.